Molecule: messenger RNA, 1626 nt
Organism: Aureobasidium pullulans EXF-150
Lineage: Eukaryota; Fungi; Ascomycota; Dothideomycetes; Dothideales; Saccotheciaceae
Exons: 2
Coding region: 1-1626 (541 amino acids)
Biological process (GO): mRNA splicing, via spliceosome
Cellular component (GO): post-mRNA release spliceosomal complex
Molecular function (GO): RNA lariat debranching enzyme activator activity
Source: RefSeq, a predicted model, not a curated record
AUGGCAUCCAAGAUUGCUGUUGUUGGCGCAGUCAAUGGCCAAAUCUCUGCUGUCUUGGGCAAGUUAUGUGCCUUGCACGCCAAAAAUGCCUUCGCUUUUGCUAUCAUCACUGGAGAUUUAUUCGCGGACCCUCUGACACCUAGUCCGGAGGAAGCCGGCCAACUCAAAGAUUUACUUGAUGGAAAAAUCGAAAUCACUCUACCAGUCUAUUUUGCUCUUGGAAAGCGCGAGUUGCCUCAUGAAGUCCAGGAAAGGUUGAGCGCCAAUGCGGGCGAGCUAUGCUCAAAUCUGUACUUCCUCGGCCGGCGGACGACCGUCAAGACAUCUGAAGGUGUCAAGAUCGUUGCACUUGGUGGAACACAUAUGGACGCUGUCUCUGAUAAGAGCCUGAUCACAGAAUUCAGCCCCAGUCACACACAGGAGGAUAUCAAGGUGUUGAGGGGCGCUAACACAGCGGACAUCCUAGUGACGAGCGAAUGGCCCGCUGAGAUUCGCACUGGCUCCAAUGCGGCCUACAUUGGAGAAGAGGCUACCCCCCAGCAGGGCGUUGCAGACCUCUGUACUGUGCUAAAGCCUCGCUAUCACUUUUCCUUCUCGGAUGGCUUCUUAGAACGCGAGCCUUUCUUCCAUGCUCAAGGCGAAGACGACGCUGGAUAUCAGGUCACCCGUUUCAUCAGUCUUGCACCCUUCGGGAAUGCACACAAGCAGAAGUGGAUUUACGCCUUCACACUGGAUACGUCAGUAGCGCCCACUGCGACCGUACCGUCAGGGGUCACAGCUUCUCCGUUGCAGUUCGCUGGGAAGAAGCGCAAGGCUGUAGAAUCACAGGCUCAGUCGUUCUCACGCUUUUCGGGUGGCGAUGGUGGCCGACCAAGAGGUCGUAACAAGCGCGCUCGUCCAACCCCAAACCCGUCAGAAUGCUUCUUUUGUCUGUCAAACCCUAACAUUGCAUCACAUCUCAUCUCUUCUAUUGGCAACAGCGCGUAUUUGACAACAGCAAAGGGACCUCUCCCAACACCCAAGACUUUCCCUGCUCUGGGCUUCCCAGGACACAUGCUCAUUAUCCCGCUCGAACAUUCGCCUACACUUGCGUCAAUACAAGACCAAGACUCCAAGAAGGACACAAUCGCGGAGAUGCAUCGCUAUCGACUUGCUUUGCAGAGCAUGCUGACCAAGAGAUCGGAAGAUGCUGCUGAAGCCGCCAAACUUGGUGCGGUCACAUGGGAGAUCAGCCGUUUGGGCGGUAUUCACAUUCACUGGCAAUUCAUGCCUGUACCUCAAGACAUUAUUCGCAAGGGAUUGGUUGAGGCAGGCUUCAAAGUUGAAGCCGAGAAUCAGAACUAUCCGGCAUUCGAGUCAUCAAGUGUCUCGACCGAUGUCGCAGCCGAGGGUGACUGCUUCAAGGCUACUAUCUGGGACGGAGCCGAGGAGAAGACUAUGGUUCUUCCUCUAGACUCGUCAUUCAGAUUCGAUCUACAGUUCGGACGCAGAGUGCUAGCCAAGCUGCUUGGUCUAGAAGGGCGGUCGCAUUGGCAGGACUGCGAUCAGAGCGAGGCAGAAGAGAACACUGAUGUUGAGACCUUCAAAGCGGCAUUUGCUUCUUUCGACUUCUCGCUGGAGGAGUAG